GGAGAUCGAGCAGAGGAUGAUAAGGGAGCACCGGACGUUCAAUCGAAGCACCAGCAAGAAAGCGGAUCAAUGCGCGUGGAUGAGGCAUUUCAUCGAAGGGGACGGCGGUGACCUGGAGCACGUCGCGUUCUUGGCGCUGUGGCUGUCCCGGUUCGUGUUUCCUGGUCCUCCGAUCAAAACCGUGAAGCAGCACAUGCUUCCCAUUGCUGUUCGUUUGGCACGGGGAAUAAGGAUUGCCCUAGGCCCUUCUGUUCUAGCUAGCUUCUACCGGGACUUGAGGCUUGCCAAUGAGUACCUUGUCUUUCAAACCAGCCAAAAGGCCGACCCUUUAGUUUUGUGGGCGCCUUUAGAUUACCUCCAGGUCUGGUUGUGGGAGCAUUUCUUGGCUUUGAGGCCAGAUAAGCAGAACCUGAUCGAUAAUGGCGAACCUAGGAUAGCAAGGUGGCAUGAUGUGGGUAAGAAGUCAGAUUUCUCUCUUGUUGUUCAAGUUUUGGAGUCAUCGAAUUUUCUCUGGCACCCAUAUACCAUUAGCCUGGAGAAUUGGACCAGGCCAUCUUUCUACAGAGAUGAUGGUGUGUGGGUUCGAGGUGAAGAAGCAAAGAACGAAGAGGUUCGAACAUUUGCAAAGUGUUUAAAGGUUGCUGAGCUUGUUGGGGUAGACUGUGUGGAGCAGUAUCUGCCUCAUCGCGUGGCAAUGCAGUUUGGAUUGGAUCAGGAUUUACCUUGCCACUUUCCUCGUUAUAAUUCGGCAUGGGAAAUUGCUUGGGGGACUUACGAUAUCACUUCCAGAAAUUGCAGAUGGGUUUCAACCUCUAGUGUGAAAUUGCAGAUGGGUUUCGUGAGGUAUACAGGCUGCCAAAAUGGGAAUUUUACCUACUUCGAUUUAAAUCUAUUCACUGCAAUGUUUUAG
Molecule: messenger RNA, 910 nt
Organism: Zingiber officinale
Lineage: Eukaryota; Viridiplantae; Streptophyta; Magnoliopsida; Zingiberales; Zingiberaceae
Exons: 1
Coding region: 17-910 (297 amino acids)
Biological process (GO): meristem development; meristem maintenance
Source: RefSeq, a predicted model, not a curated record